Canariomyces notabilis is the source of this 1270-nucleotide messenger RNA. Its product is annotated as P-loop containing nucleoside triphosphate hydrolase protein. Gene Ontology annotation, biological process: mitochondrial respiratory chain complex I assembly; iron-sulfur cluster assembly. The record is from RefSeq and is a predicted model, not a curated record. Gene Ontology annotation, molecular function: ATP binding; ATP-dependent FeS chaperone activity; 4 iron, 4 sulfur cluster binding. Lineage: Eukaryota; Fungi; Ascomycota; Sordariomycetes; Sordariales; Chaetomiaceae. The transcript is spliced from 3 exons. Gene Ontology annotation, cellular component: mitochondrion. Bases 148 to 1062 code for a protein of 304 amino acids.
UUGAGAUCGCUAUUGAAAUUCAGUGUCUCAGAGCUUCUCUGCAGUGGACAUCAUGAAUGCCCGCCUUUGACAUAUCAUGUAAAUACUAACGAGCAGCCCCAAACUCAGGGACAUAAAUGGGAUCUGUCCAUCGGAUCCCAUUCCAUCAUGAAAUCAAACAUCACCCGCCGUCUCAUGCACACCUCCCAGGUACUGCGUCAUGGGAAUCCACUUGGCCUGCCCCAGAAGGGCACCAUCCCAAGAUUCCAACGCGGCCUACCACAAAAACGACCCAUCAGAGGCGUCUCACACAUCAUCGCCGUCUCAUCCGCCAAGGGUGGCGUCGGCAAGAGCACCAUAGCCGCCAACCUCGCCCUCUCCUUCGCACGCCUUGGCUUGCGCGCAGGGAUCUUGGACACGGACAUCUUCGGCCCGUCCAUCCCAACGCUGUUCAACCUGGCGUCGCACACGGCACAGCUCACCCCAGCCAACCAACUCCUGCCCUUAACCAACUACGGCGUGCGGACCAUGUCGCUAGGCUAUCUGCAGACAGACGAGUCGGCGCCCGUCGUGUGGCGCGGGCCGAUGCUGCUCAAGGCGGUCCAGCAGCUGCUGCACGAGGUGGACUGGGGCGCGUCGGCGGGCCAGCAGCUCGACGUGCUGGUCCUGGACCUGCCCCCGGGCACGGGCGACGUGCAGCUGAGCAUCGCGCAGCAGGUGCCCGUGGACGGCGCCCUGGUCGUGACGACGCCGCACCUGCUGGCCGUCAAGGACGCGGUUAAAGGCGUGGGCAUGUUUGCCAAGGUCGGCGUGCCCGUGCUGGGCCUGCUGCAGAACAUGUCGCUGUUCCGGUGUCCCCAUUGCGCCGGGGAAACGGCUGUUUUUGGCGGCGAGGACAGGGUGCGCCAGAUGUGCGACGAGCACGGCCUGGAGCUGCUCGGCGACGUGCCGUUGCACCCCAACAUUGGCGAGGACGGCGCCCGGGGGAAGCCGACGGUUGUGGCGGAGCCGGAGUCUGACAGGGCAAAGGUGUUCAUGCAUGUCGCGAGGAGGUUAGCGGGGAAAGUUGGCUUGGAGGUCUGAUCGCGUCUGUACUUCUAUGAAUGGAUUGAGAUGGAUUAGAGGUUGAGACUUGGACAUUGCAUUGUACUAUUAUGUGUAGGUAUACCGAGGUCUGUGAUUUGUCGCUAGCUGCGAGGCAGUAUACUAUUAGGAUCCGGUGUCAGGCCCAAGCCUGAGAGAGGUCGAGAUGGAAGAUAUACCCCCUAAUACUAUGCGGCCGAAACCACUA